Messenger RNA from Acanthamoeba castellanii str. Neff, 2613 nucleotides. RefSeq lists its product as uncharacterized. The transcript is spliced from 9 exons. NCBI's taxonomy places the organism in Eukaryota, Discosea, Longamoebia, Acanthamoebidae. The record is from RefSeq and is a predicted model, not a curated record. The coding region runs from base 1 to 2613 and encodes 870 amino acids.
AUGACGCAGCCGAUGAAGAAGAUGAGGGACAACACCAGCGCUGCCACUUCGAAAUCUGCAUCGAAGAAGUCCAGCGGCGCGACGGCGAAGAAGGCCAAGGGACCCUCCAGUGGCGGCAGAGCGUCGCCAUCUUCAACGAAAGCGAAGGAAUCGAACAAGAUCGGAGCUAAAAAGAACAAGACGAGGCCUACGGCGCUGGUAACGCUGGAGGAGUUGGAUGGGGAGGGCGAAGAUGAGGAUGGAGAUGGAGAAGGGGCGGAGCUUGAUGAGCUGCUUCAUAUGAACGUCGAAGAUGAGGAGCCGGGCGACGAAGAUGCAGCUGAGGGAAGUAGUGGAGACGAGGAUAUGCAGUGGGUGGUGCUGAAGAAGCCGCCCCCUGCGGCCAAGAAGAGGAAGCUUCACGUUCAUUUCGCGGAUGCCGAAGAAGAUGACGACGACCUCUUCGCCCCAACCAAAGCCAAGAGGAAAGCGGCAAAGAGUCAGAAGACGAGCAAGGCCUCGCCCAAGGGCAAGAAGGGUGCGCCAGCAGCAGCAGCGACCAAGGGCAAGUCCACCAAGGCGACCGACAGCAAGCCCAAGAAGAUAGAUAAGCACAACUCCGACGAGGUCGCGCCCAGUGAAGACGACGAACCGGGAGGGUUGGUGAUCAAUGAUGAUGACGAUGAACAGGAAGAGGAAGAAAGCAAAGCGAGGAAGAAUAAGAAUGGCGGACGAAAGAACGACGACGACAGCGAAGAAGAAGAGGGCGUGCUGAGGCUGAUCGCAGCCUUGGACAAGAAGAAGCAGAAGCGAGGCGAAAAGGCACCCGCCGCGCAGCAGCCGGCCGACGAGGAGAACGAAGGUCUCGGGCGCGGCAAGCGAAAACGAAAGGUGCGCAAGCUGUCGUCCGAUGAAGAAAACGAAGAGGAGGACGGCGAGGCGAGCGAGGACACGACGCCGCGAAAGCGAAAGCGUGGGGCCGCGGCCAAGGGCGGAAAGGGGAAGGCUGCAGUGGUGGCCAAGACCAGAACUUCGCCGCGGACGAGCGCAGCGGCCAAGGCCAAGCCAGCGCCGGCGAAAGCGAAGCCCGCUGCCGCGAAAGAGACGCCGACGACCAGAAGAACGAAAGCGGCGGCGAAAGCCAAGCCGGGCGGCCCCCCGGUGGGCGAAACCGAGGCCGAGGGCGCAGCUGCCUUGAUGGGCCUCGCCCAGAGCCUCUUCCUGCUCAGCAGCCAAGGAGCCACCUCGCCCUCCGCAUCGUCCCCACAAUCUGGAGUGAAAAUGGAGAUCAACGAUCAGGCGUCGGAUCUGCUGGCCCUCGAGCAGGCCAGGCUCGCGGACGAGGAGGCCGAGCGGCUCGAGGCCGAAGGCGAGCUCCUGCCGCCUCCGCUCUUCCCCUCGGCGCUGGUCACCCACACCACGGCCGAGCUCACCGGCCUCACCAAGAAGACCACCGGCGAAGCCCCCGCCGCCUCCUCGCAGAAGCCGCCCGAGUUCCUGCGGUGGAAGAAGCCGGGCGUGCACGUGGCGCUGGCCUAUCACAUUUACUACCGCCAGCAACACGCGACGCUCUCGACGCUAUCCAAGCCCAACGCGCUGUAUGCGCAGAAGCACCUGCUGCCGCUCUCGCUCGAUCCGACACUGCCCGCGCGAACCGUGAGGCGACGGGCCGCGCUCAUCAGCAAGCGCAAGGCCGCCUUUGAGAAGGCCAAAGCCAAGGCCAGACCCGCCACCUCAUCCGCCACCUUAACUUCCUCCUCCUCUACGACCACCACUUCGUCGUCAUCGACCACGCCAGCCGCUGCCACGUCAUCACUGGCCGCUGCCCUGUCAUCAUCGGCGGCCGCCUCGUCAUCCGCCGGCACAACGUGGACCACGCCCUCGUCCUUCGCCGCCCAGUCGCACCAGGUCCCGCCCGCGGUGGUCUCCGCCGCUGCCGCCGCCGCCGCCGCCGUCGCUGCCGCCUCCUCGCCCAACUCUGCCGCAGCCGUCAGUAAGCCGACGGUGGCGCGCCCGCCGGCGACGCCGGUCCAGCCCGGCCCGGCCCUGUUCCUGGCCUCGUCGCCGCUGGGCAUCCAGGGCAUCGGAGCCCAGUCCUUCUCGGCGCCGCCACCCGGCGCGGCGCACCCGCCCGGCAGCAGCGGGCAGCAGUCGGCGGGCGGCGCCGCUGGCGCGUCCACCAAGCCGGCGCGGCCCAAGACGAUCCAGUUCACCUCCAUGAACCCCAUUGCCUCCACCGCCUCCCCGCAACCGCCCAGGCCUGCGUCGGCGGCGGUGGCGAGCAGUGGGUCGGCGGCGGCGAGGCAGCUGCAGGAGACCAACGGCGGUGCGAGCAGGAGCAGCUCGCCGGGCGGAGGGGCCAUUCCCGGCCAGCCCACGACGAGCGUGGUCAAGGAGGCUCGCUUCACUCACGUCGUCAUCCACCACCCCAACGGCGCUCCGCCUCCCCCGCCUUCUUCACGGCCGACAAAGAUCAUCUUCCAGGAGCCUUCAACGCAGGCGUCGAUGCAGCAGAAGCUCGUCUACGCGCCGGCGUCGCCGCCCAAGAGCAGCAGCAGCAGCAGCAGCAAGAGCGAAGAGACCCCGCGCCCGGCCGUCGCCAGCAGGCCAUCGGCAGCUGCCAAGGAGCCAUAA